This is a messenger RNA of Oenanthe melanoleuca, 1178 nucleotides long. Its product is annotated as olfactory receptor 14J1-like. Gene Ontology annotation, molecular function: G protein-coupled receptor activity; olfactory receptor activity. Gene Ontology annotation, biological process: G protein-coupled receptor signaling pathway. NCBI's taxonomy places the organism in Eukaryota, Metazoa, Chordata, Aves, Passeriformes, Muscicapidae. The transcript has 2 exons. The coding region runs from base 71 to 1051 and encodes 326 amino acids. Gene Ontology annotation, cellular component: membrane. The record is from RefSeq and is a predicted model, not a curated record.
UGGAUGUGCCUCAUCCCCACUGGGACACCUGGAAGCUUCCAAUAAAGGUCCCCAUGUUUGGCCAGAGCAAAUGUCCAACAGCAGCUCCAUCAGCCACUUCCUCCUGAUGCCAUUGGCAGACACGUGGCAGCUGCAGCUCCUGCACUUCUGCCUCUUCCUGGGCACCUCCCUGGCUGCCCUCCUGGGCAACGGCCUCAUCAUCAGCGCCGUAGCCUGCAGCCACCACCUGCACACCCCCAUGUUCUUCUUCCUGCUCAACCUGGCCCUCACUGACCUGGGCUGCAUCUGCACCACUGUCCCCAAAGCCAUGCACAAUUCCCUCUGGGACACAAGGAACAUCUCCUACUCAGGAUGUGCUGCUCAGGUGUUCUUCUUUCUCUUCUUUAUCUCAGCAGAGUAUUUCCUCCUGACCGUCAUGUGCUACGACCGCUACGUGUCCAUCUGCAAACCCCUGCACUACGGGACCCUCCAGGGCAGCAGAGCUUGUGCCCACAUGGCAGCAGCUGCCUGGGCCAGUGGCUUUCUUAAUGCUCUGCUGCACACGGCCAAUACAUUUUCCCUGCCCCUGUGCCAGGGCAAUGCCCUGGGCCAGUUCUUCUGUGAAAUCCCACAUAUCCUCAAGCUCUCCUGCUCAAAUUACUACACUAAGGAACUUGGGCUUCUUAUGGGUAGUGCUUUUCUGUUAUUUGGUUGUUUUGUAUUCAUUGUUCUCUCCUAUGUGCAGAUCUUCAGGGCCGUGCUGAGGAUCCCCUCUGAGCAGGGACGGCACAAAGCCUUUUCCACCUGCCUCCCUCACCUGGCUGUGGUCUCCCUGUUUAUCAGCACCUCAUUUUUUACCUACCUUAAGCCACUUUCAAUGUCUUCCCUAUCCUUGGAUGUGUCUCUGUCAGUUCUGUACUCAGUGGUACCUCCAACCCUGAACCCCCUCAUCUACAGCCUGAGGAAUCAGGAUCUCAAGGAUGCCCUGAGGAAAAAGGUGAGUGAACGAUGCUGUCCAGAAGGCAGAGACUGCCUGCUUCCUACUGUGAAUGGCUUCCAGUUCAUAAGAUGACAGGCCCAGUCUGUCCUUACUGAAUUUUUUUUCCUUAUUUUGGAGACCCUUGAUCAAUGAACUGUAGUUUUCUGUUCCCCUUCUUCAUGAAUGUUUAAUAUGGUUUUGAUUUGUUUCCUUUGAGUAA